GUUGUUGCCUGAAGACUGCUGCCUCACCACACAUGAUGUGGCUGACUCUUGUUUACAGCUGCGCCGGUGGAGCUGCUCUGCUCUACGCUCUCUACCGAUGGCUGAUCCCGGCGGCCGUGCAGCAUCACGCAACACUGGCGCUGCUCUGGCACGAUGUGUUUGUGGAGUGGAUGCUGGACACGCUGACCCGCUCCACACGACCUCAGAGGCUGUUGAAAGCAGUACAGAAGAACGGCACUAGAGGGGACCCUCUUAGCGUAGUCAAAGCCAUCGACGACUUCUGCAGACACAAGGAGUGGGCCAUGAACGUGGGAGAUGAAAAAGGCUGUAUAAUGGAUUCCGUGGUGUCAGAGGCCAAUCCCAGAACAGUGCUUGAGCUGGGGACUUACUGUGGAUAUUCAGCGAUCAGAAUUGCCCGACUGCUUCAGCCGAAUGCCACAAUGAUCACGCUUGAGUUUAACCCCGAGGUUGCCGCCAUCGCUCGACAAGUCAUUGCCUGGGCCGGACUGGAGGACAAGGUGCACUUAGUGGAAGGAGCGUCUGGUGACCUGAUCCCAAAAAUGAAAGAGAGGUUUGGGGUGGAAACAUUUGACCUGGUUUUCUUGGAUCACUGGAAGGAUCGGUACCUUCCUGACACCAGACAGAUUGAGGAGUGUGGCCUCCUCCGAAAGGGAAGCAUCCUGCUGGCCGACAACGUCAUCUGUCCCGGGACCCCUGAUUACCUGGAGUAUGUCCGCAGCAGCCCAAAGUACAAGAGCCAGUACUUCAAAUCCCACCUGGAGUAUACCAAAGUGGAAGACGGACUGGAGAAGUCGGUCUUCUUAGGGUAGCCAAGUUACGUAGCACCACCUUCUGUGAUCAAAUCUCUGUGUGUGAUUUCUGCAGUCAGCUUCUGUGUUCAGGUGUGGAACUGAAGGAUGGGAUUUUCAAUAAAAAUGUGUGUUUGUGUGGGUUGUCCACAGCCUCCUUUCAUCGUGCUACUGUUCGCAGGUGUGUGUGUGUGUGCGUGUGUGACAGAGAGAUCCAGUAUGAAUCAAAUGGCUGCUCAUCUAAUCUCUG
Messenger RNA from Synchiropus splendidus (mandarinfish), 1059 nucleotides. It is a transcript of the gene comtb, whose product is annotated as catechol-O-methyltransferase b. Gene Ontology annotation, biological process: dopamine metabolic process; catecholamine catabolic process; developmental process. Gene Ontology annotation, molecular function: catechol O-methyltransferase activity. The record is from RefSeq and is a predicted model, not a curated record. The transcript is spliced from 6 exons. NCBI's taxonomy places the organism in Eukaryota, Metazoa, Chordata, Actinopteri, Syngnathiformes, Callionymidae. The coding region runs from base 33 to 830 and encodes 265 amino acids.